CUGGAAACGAACGGAAAUGGCUAACUCCUUCCGUCAUUCCUUCGCUGUUACAACUAACGCGGGUCACUUUACUGCUGUGAUGCUGCAAUUCCAGCGCUUUUCAACUUCUGUGAUGUGCUCAGCAAUGAUAAAAGUAAAAGAGUGCCAGUUUCCUGUCCCAUGGGGUCACAUCGCUGCCAAGUCCUGGGGUAGUAAAGAUGGUCUACCUGUACUUUGCCUUCAUGGCUGGUCAGAUAAUGCCAACUCUUUCAGCAGACUGAUCCCAUUGCUUCCUCAAGAUCGACAUUAUGUGGCCAUUGAUUUCCCAGGCCAUGGCUUGUCAUCUCACAGACCAGCAGGCACUUUUUAUAUCUUCCCAGAGUACAUCAGUGAUAUAUGCAGAGUGACAAAUGUUUUAGGUUGGGAGCGCUUUUCUGUGAUUGGUCAUAGCAUGGGUGGCAAUGUUGGCUGUAUGUUCAGUGCUCUGUUUCCUGACAUGGUAGACAAAGUAAUUCUCAUAGACACCACUGGAUUUUUACCCACAAAGGAAAGCCUACCAGAUAUAGUACAGAAAGGAAUUGUAGAAUUACUGAAAUAUGAAAAACAGAAAAGGCCAAACAAAGUGUACAGCGAGCAAGCAGCCAUUGAAAGGUUGAUGACUGCUAACCCAUCUCUGUCUGAGGGCUCUGCCCAUAUCUUAUUGGAAAGAGGCACCACUAAGGUGCACGGAGGUGUCCAUUUCAACAGAGAUUUUCGGAUUAAUCUGCCUGGAAUUAUACGCAUGACUAUGGAACAGGCCCUGGAAUUACAGAAGAGAAUAACAGCCAAACUACUGAUUAUCUUAGCCAAUGACGGGAUAGUCAAAAGGAAGGAGUUUCAACAGCUUGAUAAAUCAGAUAUGGACAAGAUGCUUAAGGGCUACAGAGAAGUGUCAAAGAGGGGCUACAAGAACCAUUGCCCUGUCCCCAGCACAAGGCAGACACUGGGAGAACAUACACGCUCCACACAAGCAGGGCUCCAGGAUGCUAGAGCUAUGAUGCUAUCAUGA
Messenger RNA from Erpetoichthys calabaricus (reedfish), 1027 nucleotides. It is a transcript of the gene serhl, whose product is annotated as serine hydrolase like. The coding region runs from base 17 to 1027 and encodes 336 amino acids. The transcript has 13 exons. NCBI's taxonomy places the organism in Eukaryota, Metazoa, Chordata, Cladistia, Polypteriformes, Polypteridae. The record is from RefSeq and is a predicted model, not a curated record.